AAAUGUCGGCGCCGUGACGUGCGUGACGGGCAGUGUGCAAGAGGCUAUUCCGAAUACCUUAUGGAAUAUUUUGAAGUGCAUGACGUGACGUGACGUGACGUGAUGGGACGUCACGUGAGGACUAUUUUGAAUGGGCCUCGAACCUUUAUCGAUAAAGAACUAUCGAUAUAUCGAUGAUUGAAAUUUGAGUUGCCAUGGUCUUGUCGAUAACUGUUUGUUUGCGAUAUUUGGUGAACGUCAUAAGUUUUGUUAUCGUGUAUUCUGUAUAAGUCAGUUUUUGGAAUUCAAAGAUGUCCUUAGAAAUGUUCAUCAUGAAAUGUUUAAAAUAUGAUAAGUCAGCAGACAUGUGCAAAAUAAUUGACACAAAAGUUAAGAAAUAUUAUCAUGCAUGUAAUGCUGCUUAUACAUCGUCCGAAACCUUCAAGAAGCUUCUGCAAACAAGAAUGGAACUGAUAGACAAGGAUCCUAAGAAUCUUUAUGUGUAUGUCAAAGAAGUUGUCGAUGAACUGAAACUGAGAGGUAAGAAAGAUCCACCAAGGAAAAAAAUAAAACUUGAAACAGAUUCACCGGAUAGUAGCAACCUAGAAAAGCCGACUGAAGAAGUAAAGACGGUUAAAGAAGAACCACAUUUUCAAGAGAGAGCCGCAAAGAAAUUGAGCAAAAUGCUGCAUUGCCUUCAGAGAAGAAUUACUAAACUAGAACAAAAAGAAGUAGACUGGGAUGAAGAAAAUGACUCCACAUACAUACAGUUGCAAAGGUAUAAAGAGCGUGCAGUUGCAGUGUACAAAAAGCUGCAACAGUAUGAAUGUGGUGCCAUACCAAAACUUCAGGAGAGAAGAGCAGUAACAUAUUCAGGAACUGCAUUUCCAAGUGUCAACCGUGCUAUUGAAAAGUAUGUGAAUAAAACAGGACAGUUCCCUGAUUAUCAAGAUGUUUUGAAACUUUUCAAGUCUGCAUAUGAGGAGGAGAAAAUGAAUAUUUCUCCUGAGAGACUAAGAAACCAAGCUAAAGCAGCAUUCCAGACCAUUGGAGAGCAACUGCAGCGGCAGCGACAAUUCUCUACGUGGAAUGCACACUCAUAUUAUUUGGGUGAUAACAGGGAUCCAGCUGAAGACGACCAGGAGCUGGAUGAGAAACUUAGAGAGAACAAGAAGGAGUUUGGGAGUCGUAUAAAUGAGGUUAUUGACAAAUUUGCUGAUCAAACAAAAGACAUGAUACCAGAAGAGGUUGCUGAUGAUGAAAUAGCAAGCAAAUCAGAGGAUGAAGAAGAGGAUGGUAGUGAAAAAGAGACUGUUGAUGGAAGCGAAACAGAAGAUGACUUUGUUGAUAAGAUUUUGGCAGAUAUGGAUAACAAUGGCAAUGAUACCAGUGAAAAUGAACAAGAAUCCGAUGAGGAGAGUGACGGCAACGUGGAUGGAGAAGACCUACAGACAGAGGAAACUGUGUGUGAAGAUAAUAACAGCAAACAAGCAGAAAAUGAAGAAGAAAUUGUGGUAAUUCAUGAACAAAAAUCAGAACAUAAUAGUGACAAUAAGGCAAAGUUACUUCGUGAAAGGAGCAAAAAUAAUGAAAAAUGUAAUUUGCUACAGGAAUCGCCAAGAAGAGAACCUAAAGAGAGAGUGGUAAUUGCCACAGCUUCAAUCAAAGUUGAAGCACAUGGUAUGCCACAUAAAAUCGAUGUUAGGGUGUCAAAUUUUUCUUCUGAAAUGAGACCAUCUAAACUGCAGGACAGACAUAAUGGUAUGCUGCAAGAAUGUGAACAGUCCAAGAAUAAUACAUCAAAAUUUCAUUCACAUGAAUCAAAACAGGUGGAAAGGCACUUAACAACACAUCCAGAGAUUGAUAAUGACAGUGAUAACGAUGUCAUUAUCUUAGAGUGACAGUAAGCCAGUGUUUUUACCCACUGGGGAUGAUAUUUGAAUACCAACCAAAUAUUUAACACCAACAGUGCUUGCUUUGCACAUGAAGGUUAUUUACUCUUUAGUUGUAAGUUUUUAAUAUGUAUACAGUUAAUAUAUAUACAUUUGGUGCAGCUAGAAAGGGCACGUAUAUUAUUUUUUGCCCUUUGUAAUCAGGUGUGAUUUUUUAUUUGUGAUUUGUACAGAAAAUUUUAUUAGACUCGAUUUAUAUAUUGAAAGUAUAGGUUCUUGAAAACAGUCAUAUAUUUAUAUAAAGGGCUUGUACUGAAUUAAAUAAAAUACCACCAUUCUGUCUAACAGAAGGUGGCAUAAUGGUAUGGUGAAAAGUUCUCAGACUGGCUGUGAAAGUUUUGUGUUUCUGUUAAAUCAAAAAUGCUCUUUAUGCUUUGACAUAGUCAUAUUUUAAGUCAGUACCCUCUCUGUUAUGUUAUUCUAAUCCGUUUACAGCUCCCAUAACGUGUUUGGUGGAUUUGAAACAUUUUCCAGUAACAAACUUCUUCAGAUGUGGGAAAAGGUUGGUCAGCAUCAUACUUUUCACCCAUUUGCUGUUCAUAUUCCACAUCACGCUAUCUUAUUUUAUGACGAAUCAGCCUUCUCAGCAAAUUACGGUUCUUAAACUUCUCUUCUUCUGGGAUGAUGAUUUGGGUAUGUCCUCUUUGCUCGAUGUCAGACUUCACUAUGUUCUUGUACCUGAGUUUUGGUCUUCCUUUUGGACUUUUGUUUCUGAUAUUCAGAUCAUAGAGUAGUCUCAUUAACCUUUAGUACCCCUGCUUCACAUAUGCCUCUGCCAUCUCAGUUAUUAUGAGAUUAUUUUAUCUUGUAGGCGUACAGACUUGAGUUUGUUUUCAGAUUUCCUCAUUCCAGUUUCUAUCCCUUCAUUUCUUGCUAUGAAGGAACCACCGUUUAACUGUCUGAAUUCUGCUGAAGCUUUUACUUCUUUCACAACAGUACAUCAAAAUGGACAUGUGAUAAUAUUAAAGGAGACAACUCACCGAAAGCAGUAGCAUUGAGUGGUCAAUAGUCACUCACAAAAACAAAGAAAACUUGCUAGCUUUUGAAAUAAUCCUUCUGUGAGCUCGAGAAAAAUUCACACGCACACACACACACAAAACACAAAAAAACACGUACGCACUUAUGCACAUAUUGUACUACAUAGUGCCAGCUGGACUCGCCUGCACCAUGUAAGGGCACAGACAUGUGUAUGUGUGGGUGUGCAUUUUUUGUGUGGGUUUUACUUUACAUCUUAGAAGGUUUAUUCUAAAAUCUUGCAACUUUUGUUUCUUUUUGUGUGUGCCUAUACACAACUCAACAAUUGUGCUUUCAGUGAGAGGCUUACUUUAAUCCAAAAGUAUUGAUAUUCUAACAGUACUUUCCUACACCGUAUAAUAGGUUUUGUAGAUACCUCAGUUACAUUUUAAUGGUACUUUCUUAUCCCAUAUUAGGUCUUCAACUGUUUGAUCGAAGUUAGAAUCUGUUUGAAUUCUGUGGGUGUGAUUUCUUUGUCUACACCAGUAUCGAAAGAACACUACCAAGAUAGUUAAAACAGUAGGUUAUCUGUAGUUGCCCUCCAGUUCAACAUGUCCUACUGGUUGCCCAUAUCUUUUCAUGACCAUCACCUCACUUUUCUUGCGGCUGAAAAUGAGACCACAUACUUUAGCAGCUUCUGCACAGGUGUUUAUUUGAUCUUGAAGGCCUUAUUUAGAGUUGUUCUGCAGAAUAUACAUCAUUAGCAAACAAAAUGGUUUUCGGUUUUUCGUUGCCAAUGAUUUGGUGUAAUUUUCUCUCUAUCUUUUUCAUUUCUGUAAUGAAAAGAACAGGAGACAGAACUCCAUCUUGCCUUGACCCAUACUUCAUGUCAAAGAUUUUAGCCAUUCCCACAGGUGUUUUGUCUUUACUGUGGGUAUCUUAGUUCAAAUUAUAGGAACUCAUGAAUGAGACUACCCCUGAUUUUCGAUCCGAAGUAAAAUUGCCAAAAGAAAAUUUAUUUCUAUGUGAACAAAUUUCUAUUAAAGUUUUCUAAGUCGCCAAAAGAAAGUGUUUUUAAUUCAGUAUUGAGAAUGUAACUUUUCACGACUGUAUCGGACAAUAUUGGUCAAUUUACUACAGAAAUAACAACCUUGGAUAAUUUUUGAGAUUUAACAGAGUGAAUUUGCUUUUAGAAUCCCUUUUUACCUAAUUUUACAGUAGGCUGUGUAGAUCUACAUUUCCUCUUGAUAGCUGCUGGUCAGGCUAUUGUCUCCGUUUAUUUUCUCCCUCCAAUUCUUGAAGUAGGUAAGUAUGGAAAUUAUUUUUUUCUAACUCUUGAUCUUGCUGUUUUUCAUAUUCAUUUAUUGCUUGUACUUAUUUACGACCAUAUGAAAUUGAGUUGCAAUGAAAUCUGACAUUAUCGAAUCUUCAAACUGGUCAGUAUCAUUUACAUGAAUACAUCAGUCACUUGCACUGUUCCUAUGAACUGCUCUACCUGUUAUCACAGUAAGAGAUCUUAAUUCCAACUGUUGCCGCUCUCGACUGGCGGACGUCUAUCAACACUACCGCACCUCUUUGGUCAGAGAUAGC
Messenger RNA from Schistocerca gregaria, 4475 nucleotides. Its product is annotated as death domain-associated protein 6-like. The record is from RefSeq and is a predicted model, not a curated record. The coding region runs from base 291 to 1880 and encodes 529 amino acids. Lineage: Eukaryota; Metazoa; Arthropoda; Insecta; Orthoptera; Acrididae. Gene Ontology annotation, molecular function: histone binding. The transcript is spliced from 8 exons.